CAGAGAAGGAGGAAAUUUCCUGGAAGGAAAAACUCGAUGACCGAGAAAGGCAGGUCGCGCAUUGGCGCCGACGUGCGGAGAGUCUCAUUGCUGAUCUAGAAGAUGCUGAGAUGAGGCAUGAGAAAGCAAUGCAUGCCCAAGCGAGCAGCAUCAGAAGGUAUUGUAAUAUUAAGCCGGAUGAGGGGCAAGGGACUGCUCAAGAUACCAAUCGCAUGUCGACAAGAGCGAGCCGCGAAGG
Amoebophrya sp. A25 is the source of this 238-nucleotide messenger RNA. NCBI's taxonomy places the organism in Eukaryota, Dinophyceae, Syndiniales, Amoebophryaceae. The record is from the annotation of a GenBank genome assembly.